Cucurbita maxima (winter squash) is the source of this 2975-nucleotide messenger RNA. Its product is annotated as uridine-cytidine kinase C-like. The transcript has 11 exons. NCBI's taxonomy places the organism in Eukaryota, Viridiplantae, Streptophyta, Magnoliopsida, Cucurbitales, Cucurbitaceae. Gene Ontology annotation, cellular component: cytoplasm. Bases 758 to 2743 code for a protein of 661 amino acids. The record is from RefSeq and is a predicted model, not a curated record. Gene Ontology annotation, molecular function: ATP binding; kinase activity.
UUUUGGCUUCAAUCUCAUCUUCUCUCUCUCUUUCUUUUAGUAAAUUCCGGAAUUGAUAUCUUCAUUGUCGUGAUUCAUGGAUGUUGAUUCGUUUUCCAAUCGUUUUCUAUCUUUUCCUUUCAUCUUUUGUCCAGUCCGUUACUUGUGUACAUUCUGUCGUAGUCAAAUGGGUGGUUGUUAGUUAAAGCAGAGCCACUGUGAUUGGUCUCGCUUUCUUCUCUGAAUUUUUUAUUCUGGGGCGCUCGAUUUUUUGUAGUUUUUUUUUGUUAAUUUACUUUCUGGGUGAUUCUUAUUGUGAUUUGUUCGUCGUAUUUUUGUCAUUUCGAAGGGGGGUUUUUGUUAGUGUUGUUUAAUUGUGAUUUUAUAAGGUGUUUGGUUGGAUUUUUACUUGAUUGCUCUGUUUCCUUUGAAUGUAUUUAGCUUCUUCGUUUAUUUUCUUGGAAGUUUGUUCGAUUUAUCUGAAUUUCGCCUCAAUCAUUUUUCUGUGGUUGCAAAAUGUAAUUGAGUCCUGGAAUGUCAUUUUGAAGUUGAGCAUAUUGUACCCUCUUAGUUCAUUUAACUUGCAUUGUUAUUGCAUAAAUCUGAUACGCAUAGAUCAAUAUGUAGCAAUUUUCUACUAAUAAUUGAUUGAGUUCAUAGGUUGUUGUUGCAAUUCUGUUUGAUUCUAUCAUUUUUCAUGGUUGCUGUCUUUUUCUUGUUCAUUCACAGAUCUGUUUAUCUUGCAGCAUUUUUGUGAGGAAAGUAGCAGCUCAGUUUAAUGGCUCAAGAUCAUUCUGGUUCUGAAUCUCAUCAGAAACGGGCAGGUCUAUUGAAAGAUCAAGUGAGAUUGGUUAAGAGAAAGGAUUCGGAUCGCUAUGAAAUUGUUUCAAUCCAAGAUCCUUUGUCAUUUGAGAAAGGGUUCUUCAUAGUUAUUCGUGCCUGCCAGCUGCUAGCACAGAAGAAUGAAGGAAUAAUAUUGGUUGGUUUAGCUGGUCCUUCUGGGGCUGGAAAAACAGUUUUCACAGAAAAGAUAAUGAACUUUAUGCCCAGUAUUGCUAUCAUAUCAAUGGAUGAUUAUAAUGAUGCAAGUCGAAUUGUCGAUGGCAACUUUGAUGAUCCACGCUUAACUGACUACGACACUUUGCUCCAGAAUGUCCAAGAUCUAAAAGCAGGGAAGCAAGUUCAAGUCCCUAUUUAUGAUUUCAAAUCUAGUUCCAGAAUUGGAUACAGGACAGUUGAGGCUCCAAGCUCAAGGAUUGUGAUCAUCGAGGGAAUUUAUGCAUUAAAUGAAAGAUUGCGGCCCCUGUUGGACCUUCGAGUUUCUGUUAGAGGUGGAGUUCACUUUGACCUUGUGAAACGGGUGUUACGUGACAUCCAACGUGCUGGCCAAGAACCAGAAGAAAUUAUUCAUCAAAUUUCUGAAACAGUGUAUCCAAUGUACAAGGCUUUUAUUGAACCAGAUCUUGAAACUGCGCAUAUAAAAAUCAUCAACAAAUUCAAUCCCUUUACAGGAUUUCAAAGUCCCACUUACAUAUUGAAGUCAGCAAGAAAGAUAACAGUGGAUCAAAUUAAGUCUGUAUUAUCUGAAGAUCAUACAGAAAAUUUGGAGCAGACAUACGACAUAUAUCUGUUGCCACCAGGUGAAGAUCCCGAGUCUUGUCAAUCGUAUCUAAGGAUGCGCAACAAAGAAGGAAAAUACAGUCUCAUGUUUGAGGAAUGGGUUACCGACAAUCCAUUUAUCAUAUCUCCGAGAAUAACUUUCGAGGUCAGUGUGCGCCUUCUUGGUGGACUGAUGGCCUUAGGAUACACAAUAGCAACAAUUCUUAAAAGAAAGAGCCAUGUAUUCUCAGAUCACAGAGUGUGUGUCAAAAUUGAUUGGCUGGAACAAUUAAAUCGCCAGAACGUUCAGGUACAAGGUAAAGAUCGGCUAGUCGUAAAACAUGUAGCGGAGCAGCUUGGCUUGGAUGGUUCCUACAUUCCUCGUACCUACAUUGAACAGAUUCAACUGGAGAAGCUUGUAAAUGAAGUCAUGGCCUUGCCAGAUGAUUUGAAGUCUAAACUCAGUCUUGACGAGGAUCUAGUUUCAAGCCCCAUUGAAGCACUCUCUAGAGCCUCUGCUGAUAGAGUUUCCUUGAGAAAUAGAAAUCUCAAAAGUGGCAUAUCUCAGUCAUAUACAACCCAAAGGGAGAAAAAUCUGACUGGAUAUGCUUCCAACAACCAAAGAUUUGUCGACAGCAACACGGAGUCUUCGGCAAUGCUUGCGAACCAGGGAGCCAUUACUCAGCUUUCUGAACAAAUUUCAUCACUCAAUGAUCGAAUGGACGAGUUUACAACUCGAAUCGAGGAGUUGAAUUCAAAGUUGAGCUUCAAGACGAAUUCUCCAAGCCACCACAACCUGAAUCUCCAAGCGGAAACAUGCAACGGUUCUGUGCCGACUUCUUGUUUCGUCUCUGGAUUGGGUAAUGGCUCCUUGACUGGUUGCAUUAUACCCAAUUCUUCAUCCUUCUCCCAGUUGGCCAAGGAUUCUCCUUUAAUGGAUGAGAUAUCAGGAAUCGUGAGGGGGCAACGACAAGUUAUGCACCAAUUAGAUUGCCUUAGCAAUCUUCUUCGGGAACGUGAUAGCGCGGGGGAACGAUCCCGUCAAGUAAGAACAAAGAAGAAAACCAUAAUACCUGAUCCCGAGCCGCUAAGACUUCCUCUCUUGUUGACUGUAGCUGUGGGAGGUGUAGGAAUUUUGUUGUACAAGAGCUUAAGUCGUAAUUGAUUCAGAGAUUAUUAGAAGUUUUUCAUGUUUUUAUGAUUAUCCUCUGGUUGGGUUUCCACAAAUUGUGUUGCAGCGUUCACCCUUCAACGCGGGAAAGACGAUGGAUUAUUGAGACUGGAGGCAGAGAAAAGUUUGAGCUUUCAAGGUUCUCUUUGAGUUCUAUCUGAGAAGGGUGUAAUAAACUACAUUCAUUUCAGUAAUAGGUAGACGUCUCAACUACAUUUUUAUCUUU